This is a messenger RNA of Moneuplotes crassus, 3133 nucleotides long. NCBI's taxonomy places the organism in Eukaryota, Ciliophora, Spirotrichea, Euplotida, Euplotidae. The record is from the annotation of a GenBank genome assembly.
AUGUCCAGCAGAAGGUACCUUCCCUCGUCUCCAUUCUCUCUGACACAUCCUAGACUCGAAAAUUUCUCAGAAGACGAACUAGAGGACACUAGACCUCUCAAAAAGCCUAUCUUCAACCCCCUCGGGACCCCUAACAAAAAUAUGGAAUCUUCCAUUGAAAAAUAACAAAAUCUCCACUAUCUCCCAAGAAAACGACUCUCCUACCAAAAACAGCCGUAUCAAAGUCUCAAUUUCCCCCAAACGCGACCAGAAUUCCCACCCAAAAACCCGGAACUACACUUCAGCGAAACAUUCUUCGCCUACAAAAUCCCCUUCGUGCCCACACAAAAAUCCUAAAAUUCCAAUUACUAUUUCUAAAGUCCACUUGGAGCUACCUCCAAUGGCUCUACAGAAGAACCAGACUUCUGGUUCUUCUGUUGUGAGUAAAUAAAACUUUCAAGUCUGUUCCUAGGCAGAGCACUUCGCGGUCUGCACAAAGGAACGGAGCUUCAGCUGUAGCACGAGUAGUUUCACAAGGCUUCAAAGAUCACCCACAGAAGGGAGGCCUCAAGGGGAACUUAGAAAUAUCUGGUCCUCCUGAUGCAAAAUCGGUACAUCCAGAGAUGUACUCAAAAUCAGGCAGGAAAAUCAUUGAUUAUGACUGGAAAUAUGGCAUGAAACAUAUUCCUGUGUGGACUACAAACCAGCUCAUGAAGGAUAAGUAUGCACAUAAGGAAGAUCUCGAUGAGAGGUUCAUGACAAAGCAGAUAGAUAUCAAUCAGUACCAUACAGAGAUACAAGAUCAAAUUAUUCAUAUAGAGCCAACUGGUCUUGAAGCGGAAUGUAUUAGAAAUACAGAGAAUAUUAUCCAACCAGAACGAGACUUUAGAGUCUCUAUUGAGUCAGAAAUUGUCAUUUCCGCUUCCAAUAAGGAUGAAGUAAAACAAAAUACUGAUCUUAAUGACAACUGUGAAGAAUUUUCGAAAAAUCAUGAGCCUGCCGUGAUACAAGAUUCUGAUCCAUCAAGAAUAAAACCAGGGGAGAUUUUUAACCAGGAAAAACACAUUAGCGAGUCACUUUUCAAUCAAAUUCAACCAGAUUGUAAAGAGAAUCUUAUUAAAGUUGAGCAUGUCCAAAGUAUUACCGACAAGAAAGGUCCGAGGGACACUAGCAGCACAAAGAGUUAUAAAGCUCCUAUCAACGCUAAGACGAAUGUUAAAGAGAUUAUUAAUAACUAUCGUUCGAUGAACACUCAAUAUAAUGGAGACUUGAAUUCAAAAUUGAAAUCUCAGCAAUUUUCCUUAGAUGAGAUGUCUAAAGAGGAGAAUCAGUUAGGAUCCUCAGGGGCUAAAAGAAGUCGACAGCCAGAACGGAAGAACUCGCCAACUAAUCAGACACAUACCACAGAGAGCAUUUUCACAAAUAUUAAAGGCCGGAUCGAAAUAGUUCCUCAAAGAAGGAGAAAACGGUACCCAAAAUCUUCAGAAAUUGGGUCUAAGAAGCGCCUUUUCAAACGUUCGUUGAAUAAGAUUACCUACAGACGUCCAUCUAAUAUAGAGCAAAGAAGGUCGUUGAAAAACGUUGAAGCUGGAGGUUUUGUCGCCCAGCCACAGUCAUACCAUAGAAGUCCUGCUCAUAAUCCUUCACCGAUGCUCACAAAGCCUUUCAUGCCAAGCAAUGGGAACAAUACAGAGAUUGUGAGCCUUUCGAAUAACUUCCUUAUUACCGAUUCAGAUUUUAUGAAAGAAAAGUAUCACCCUGAGAUUUAUAAGCAAUUAAUGACACAGACACAGGCUCUUAAUAAGAUGAACCACAUACCAAUAAGCCAAAAUAUGACCCGAGUUCAUCAUUCUUCAAUCUCGUCACAGCCCAAGAUAGAAACUCUGGGGAUCUCUAAGCCAAAAGUAUUCAUCUCUGACCAUGAGAGGCCUAUAUCUACAGAGAAAAAUCAGAAAAUUUGAAAGAUAAACCUUCCGAACGGUACCAAGAUACGGUUUGCUCAUCAUCGUAUUUAAAAACCCUCAAACAAAAAUCAGGUACAAGUUCAAAUGAUUGCUUGAGCAGAUUAUUGAGGAGAGACCCAACAUUACUCUCUUCAUGACUCCUGAUCUUAAAUAAAAUUGGUGAAUAUGAAACCCAGAUGGAGAAAAUAAGGAGGAAACAGAAGAAUCAUCAGAAGGGUCAAUCUGUUAAGGCCAUGCGGGAUAUGACCAUGGGUCCCAAGCCUAUUUUAAUCCAGAGGAAGGACAACAGGAAUGAGCGUACUAAAUCCAAAUUUUCAAGGUGAAAUUCUGAGCUCUCAGCAGAGCUUAAUCCUGCUCCGAAGUAUCCUGCUGAUAAGAAUCCUCUUUACUCCAUUGUGCUUAAUAGAUAUGGGAAAGAGAUCAAAUCCAUAGAGGAGAUUAGCUUCAGAGAGUUCUAUGUUAUCUUAGUGCAAGCCUCAACGUUCAACAUUCAAUGUAACCAAAGUACACCUUUAAAAGAGAUACAAGUCCCAGCCGAUUCAGUUUCAGAGCUCUUAGAUGUGAAGGUUUUGGAGGACCAGCGGGUUCUCUCAGAUUCUGUCUCUGGCGAGCAAGCCAUUGUGAAGACAAUCUCUAGCAACAAAGGCUCAGAAAGCAAGAUUGAGUAUAAAGCUCUCUUACCUCAAUACAAAGAAUUUUACUCUGAAAGUGAAUUUAAUAGGACAAAAGAUUCCAAUGUUGAUGUUUCACUUAAAAUUAAAGAAGUAACAGAAUCUGAAGAGCCUAAAAAGGAAGAAAAAUUACAGAAUGAAGUUAAGCAUGAAAUCUUGAAGAUCAAAGAACUUCCCUUUCAAAGUCAAACUGCACAGAGGAUUAUUGUAAAUAGAAAACGUAGAGUCAGAACUCAAAAUAAGGCCAGAGCUAAUCGUAAUACUUUGUAUACAAGAUAUAACAAAGAUCUCUCGUUCAAAUGAAGUCCAAUGAGUCCAUCUAAAAUUUCAGAAACUAGGAGACUUCUUAACUCAACCAAGAGAAGAGAUAUAGGCAAAGCAGGCCAGCAAGCUGGCCUCUCUUGUCUUCUUCCCAGCACUGUUAAAAAGAGAUCCCUGAUUCUCUGUGGAAUUCAUCCUGGGAAAGAUGCGGUCAAUUUUAAGAACAAGAUAAAAGAUUUCAGCAAAGCUUUUAAAUAA